Henningerozyma blattae CBS 6284 is the source of this 432-nucleotide messenger RNA. RefSeq lists its product as uncharacterized. The transcript has a single exon. The coding region runs from base 1 to 432 and encodes 143 amino acids. The record is from RefSeq and is a predicted model, not a curated record. NCBI's taxonomy places the organism in Eukaryota, Fungi, Ascomycota, Saccharomycetes, Saccharomycetales, Saccharomycetaceae.
AUGCCAAUCAAUAAUGUUAAAAGAAAAGACUUAAUCGUUAGAUAUCAACACAAAUUCCCACCAAAAACUUCUUAUGAUAAUAUCUCUAGUGUGUCUGGUAUGAUAUCACAAAGUAUGCCAAUGGCUGCUAUGUUUUUAAGAAAUAAAUUCAUCGCUUGGUUUGCUUUUAUUCAAACAUUUUAUUCUGCAUUAACUAGUGGUUCAGGUUUAUUUGAAAUGUCUAUUCCAACAAAUGAAACUGCCAAGAAUGUGAAAAGUGGAUCCCUAGGUACUACUUCACAACCAAAUGGUGUUAAAUUUGUAAUGAGUUUAAUUGGUGUUUUAUUCUGUUAUUCAGAUUUGGUUAUUCCACAAAAAGUUCCAGGUUGGGUUCCAAAGGCAGAUUCAGAUAUUCAAGCGGGAACUAUUAGUACAGAACCUGUUCAAGAAUAA